Molecule: messenger RNA, 828 nt
Organism: Acinonyx jubatus (cheetah)
Lineage: Eukaryota; Metazoa; Chordata; Mammalia; Carnivora; Felidae
Gene: CRB3
Product: crumbs cell polarity complex component 3
Exons: 5
Coding region: 228-599 (123 amino acids)
Source: RefSeq, a predicted model, not a curated record
ACUUUCCGGGUCACGUGAACGGGAGGAGCUGGAGGAGUCCGACCGAGCUACCGACCGACGCACCGAGGGUUCGAGCCAGGUACUCGGACCGGGCACCGGAGCAAGGUCGAAGACGCCUGGGCCAGGUAGGGAGGUGCCGGGUUGCAGGUACCCCCGGCCCGAGAUGCGGUAGAAGCAGCGCGCAGGAGACGCCCGGUUCCCGGUGCCACCAGCCCGUCGCCCGGCCCAUGGCGAGCCCCGGCCUGGGGUUGCUUCUGGCACUCGGCCUGCAGCUGCUGCCCGCCCGCUGGGGCCGGGCCUGGGGGCAAACGCUGGACCCCCCCGUAAAUGACAACAGCACCAUCACACCCUCUGACCCGGGCUCCGGCUCCCAUGGGGCGCUGUCUCAGGAGGCCAUCACCGCCAUCAUUGUGGUCUUCUCCCUCCUGGCCGCCUCGCUCCUGGCCGUGGGGCUGGUGCUGCUGGUUCGAAAACUUCGGGAGAAGCGGCAGACACAGGGCACCUACCGGCCCAGCAGCGAGGAGCAGUUCUCCCACGCAGCCGAGGCCCGGGCUCCCCAGGACUCCAAGGAGACAGUGCGGGGCUGCCUGCCCAUCUAGGUCCCUUUUCCAUCUCUCUCUCUCUCUCUCUCUCUCUCUCUCUCUCUCUCACUCUCUCUCACUGUGUGACCUUGGGGGAAGGCAGAGCCCUCUCUGGGCAAUCAAACCAACUAGUGCUUAAGAAUAGAAGGGAGGAAGGUGCUUCAAAGACUCUGUCCCUGAGGGGAAGGGAGGGUGGUGCUGCUUACAUUUUAUAUAUAUAUAUAUAUAUAUAUAUAUAUAUAUAUAU